Molecule: messenger RNA, 6904 nt
Organism: Labrus bergylta (ballan wrasse)
Lineage: Eukaryota; Metazoa; Chordata; Actinopteri; Labriformes; Labridae
Source: RefSeq, a predicted model, not a curated record
CUUGGAUAGAGGGAUAAAAGACAGUCCCUGGAUUCAGUCGUCGCUCUCGUCUGCAGGAUUUACCAAGCCUGUAUUUUAUCCUCCCUCUUGCCUCCUUUCACCUCUUCUUGGCACUGGACUGCAAGCUUUUACAUCUCUCCGGCUGUCCCGUCUCCCUGUGUGUGUGUUCGUGUGUGCGCGUAAGAAAGAGUCAGAGGAAGCACUCUGCCUUUGCUGCUUUUUAAAAACGAACAGCGAGAGUGUGUGUGUGUGUGACCCUUCGCCCAGAGGGAUCAGGAGCGAGAGCUAGGGGGUCGAGAGCGGGGGUGUGCUCAGGGGGUUGACCCGUGCACCGCUCUGUCUGUGUGUAUCUGUGUGACUGUCUGUGUGUGUGUGCAUGUGUGUGUCCUAGCUGGCUGGGCGGUCCCAGCCUCACGCUUGGUUAGCGAGGACUAGAGAGCAGGGAUGACAGGCUGAGUCCCAGCCCAGCUUCCCCACACACAGAUCCUCGUUUCUGGGUGGCUGUGAGGGCACAGCCCCUCUCUCGCUCAGUCAUCCAGGACAGGAAGCUGCCUACACAUCUCACACAAGUUCCUCUCUCUUCAUGACUCUUAAUCAGUAACCAUGUUUGGACUAAAAGCACCACUUUACUACUUGCCAGGCAUGAGCCAUGAGCCAAAGUCACCAUCGUUAGGAAUGAUCUCUACGGCAACCCGUACCACGGCGACGGUCAGCCCCCUCACCCCGUCGCCCCUCAACGGCUCCAUCGUAGCCAAUGGAAGCCCGGCCUCCCAGUCUGCUCACUCUGGAUUUGCUGCCGCCCUCCGUAAACUGGCUAAACAGGCCGAAGAACCUCGAGCUGCAUCUUCCAUCAGCAGCGAGUCCUCUCCAGUAUCCUCCCCGGCCACCAACCACAGCUCUCCAGUCAGUACGCCCAAGAGGGGUCCCCUCGGUCCAGGGCCUGUCCUGGUUCCCCCCACAGGCCACAGUGUGCCAAACACUCCACCUGUAGUCACCAUUGCUCCAACAAAGACUAGCAACGGCCUCUGGAGAACAGAGGGACGCCAGGCUGACUCGGGUCCUCGUGGGGCCAGCAGGGAACGUCUGGGUGCAGAGGGGGGCCUCCCCCAGGAGAAAGGUGGCCCCUCAGUCCCUGCACACCUCCUGGGAAACCCCUAUGCCUUUGGUCUCUCCCCCGGCGCUGUCAUGCAGGAUUCUCGUUUCCAACCACUUAAUCUGCCUAGACAGCUGCCGCCCGGACCAGUACCAGAAGAGUACCUCCGCGGUUUCCGGCCCUAUGCCACGUCUGAGGAUGCCCUCCGCAUGCCCUCUUUGCCCUUGGGCCUGGACCCUGCCACUGCAGCUGCUGCGGCUGCCUACUACCACCCCAGCUACCUGCCCCACCCUUCCUUCACGCCAUACAGGAUGGACGACCCGUUCUGCCUCUCUGCUUUGAGGUCACCUUUCUAUUCGCUGCCAGCAGGGGGAGCUUUACCCCCCAUGCAUCCCUCUGCUGUUCACAUGCACCUACCAGGGGUCCGUUACCCUGGGGAUUUUACACACCCUUCACUGUCAGCACUGCAGUCCGAGAGGCUUCAGCUGGAGGAUGAGCUGCGGCAGAGAGAGAGGGAGCGUGAACGGGAGCGUGAAAAGGAGAGAGAGCGGGAGGCUGAGAGAGAGAAGGAGCGGGAGAGAGAACGAGAGCGGGAGAGGGAGAGAGAAAAGGAGCUGGAAAGGGAGAGAGAGCGCGAGCGGGAGAGAGAGCGUGAGCGGGAACGAGAGAAGGAGAGGGAGAGAGAGAAAGAGCUGGAAAGACAGAAGGAGAGAGCACUGAGGGAAAAGGAGCUGCAGGCAUCCAAGGCCAUGGAGAGCCACUAUCUGGCUGAGAUCCAUGCCAUGAGGGGGCAAGAGGAUAGAACCAAGCCUGAGAGACUCACCCCCGAAUCGGGCUGGUAUGUGUCGUGCUGCCCCUAUAAAACCAAAGAGCCCGUCCCUCCAGCUCCUAAACCAGUCCCGCCUGGGCUCCACUCUGCAAUGGUCCAACAACAUCAUCCCGUCCCUGGUCUAAUCUCCGGCCACGGCCUCUACAUGGGGCCCAACGCUGUAGGGGCAGGGCUCUCAGCCUCACUGCUCGCUCAGAGGGCCAAUGAGGAAGAGAGGUGGUUGGCACGUCAACGCAAGCUUAGACAAGAGAAAGAGGACCGUCAGUACCAGGUGUCUGAGUUCCGCCAGCAGGUUCUGGAGCAGCACCUGGACCUGGGUCGACCAGGUGACACAGCAGAUCACAGGCCAGACUCACACAGAUCAAUACCAAAUCACCAUGAACCAGGAAGCCGGGACCUACACCCUCAACUGGGCGCACCUCCACCCCUCAUAUCCCCCAAACCUCCUCAGCCCCUGCGUGACCACCACCCUCCACCUCCCACCACCCUGUGGAACCCUGCAUCUCUCAUAGAAACAACCUCAGAGUCCAGACGUAACCACGAGCCCUCAGGGAUGGGACACUAUGAGCUUGGUCGACUGCCCCCGGGGCCCUCCAAGUAUGAGGAUGUCGCACGGCGGAGAGAUGGGGCAGCCAUGGAGAAGUAUCCCCCUCUAAGAGGCCCUCCAGGCCUGCCUGAGCCCAGCACGUUUCUUGCUGAUCUGGAGAAAUCCACUCAGAGCUUCUUCAGCCAGCAGAGGGCGUCGCUGUCCCUGACUAGUCAGUAUGAUUUGGAGGGAGCUGUGAAAAGAGGAGACGCUGGACCAAAGAGCCUGCAGGGACACCCAGGACACAGUAGACAUGGACAAGGACUAGGACUGGCCACUGGGUCAGGGAUAGGACAGGUAGCCACACUGGGGAUGGGUCCGGACACAAAACUGAUCUACGAUGAGUUCCUGCAGCAGCACAGACGGCCGGUCAGCAAGCUGGACCUGGAAGAGAAGAGGAGAAGGGAGGCCAGGGAGAAAGGUUACUACUAUGAGCUGGAUGACUCAUAUGAUGAGAGUGAUGAGGAGGAGGUGAGAGCACAUCUCAGGAGAGUGGCAGAGCAGCCACCACUCAAAUUGGAUGACUCGACAGAGAAACUGGGCUUCCUAGGCGUGUUUGGCCUCACCACUGUUGGUCGGCGGGAGGAGCUGGUGCAUCAGAAGAGAAGGAAGAGGAGGAGGAUGCUCAGGGAGCGAAGCCCAUCACCGCCUGCCUCGCAAUCCAAACGCACUCCUCCUCCUCCUCCCCCUCCCCACCUCAGCACACGCUUCACUCCAGAGGAGAUGGACAAAGCUCCAGAGCUGGAGGAUAAGAAGCGGUUCCUCACAAUGUUCAGACUGUCCCACGUCACUGUGCAGCAGAGGAGAGAUAAUGAAAGGGUAGUGGAGCUCCUUCAGGCCAUUAAAGAAAAGAGCGUAACCUUGGAUACUAUCAGGCAUGCCCCUCAGCCGCUGUGUAAGAGCCCUCAAGCACAUCUCUCUGAUUCUACAUUAGCACCGCCUCCCUCUGAAUCAGAAGACCAUCACAGUGUCAGGCCACACAGCCCCUCCUCACAGUGCCCGGCAUCCCCCAAUGGCCAUCCAAAACCCCUCGGGGAAACAUUAAGACCAAAGGAACCCCCCUCUCCAGCUGUCUACCCAGACAAGGCUCGGGGGCCCAGUGAGGGGCCGAUCUCUAAGAGGAGCUCCAGUCUGCUGAACAGCUUGCGGCCCCCGCUCCCCCUGCAGGCGAAGGAUGGGCUUCACAGCGUCAAUGGACGCACCAAACCUUGGGACAGCUUCACCCCGGAGGAAUUUGCCCAGCAGUUCCAUGAAUCUGUGCUUCAGUCCACCCAGAAAGCUCUGCAGAAACACAAAGGUGGAGCUGCGGGAAUGUCGGAGUCGUCUCACCUCCAGGAGUCGUCUGUUCACUACAACAUUCCAGAGCUUCAGAGUGCUCCCGGCAGACCACCACAACCUCAUUCACAGUCUCACACAAACACACAUUCAUUUCCACAUCCACUGUCACACUCUCACUCUCAGCCCAACGGGCAGCACUUCUCUGUACAACACCACCGGGAGGCCUCUGGGACGAGGGAGGACCUGUCGGGCCCAGAUGACUCUGAAGAGGAGGAGGAGGAGGAGGAAGAGGAGGCUCCUGCUUCAAAGUGGCAGGGGAUUGAAUCUAUAUUUGAAGCAUAUCAGGAAUAUGUUGAAGAGCAAAGUUUGGAGCGACAAGUGUUGCAGAGUCAUUGUCGAAGACUAGAAGCUCAGAACUACAACCUCAGUCUGACUGCCGAGCAGCUAUCUCACAGCAUGGGGGAGCUGAUGUCCCAGCGACAGAAGCUCGCGAUGGAAAGGGAGAAGCUACAAGCAGAGCUGGAGCACUUCAGGAAGUGUUUGACACUGCCUCAGACACACUGGCCAAGAGGUGGCCAUUACAAGGGCUACCCUCCCAGGUGACCCCGACACGCCCACCUGUGGACCCUAGGCCCGGCCCAGCUCCCCUUUCAGACUUAAACCCAGAGUUUAUUUUUCACAGCCCUGUCCACAUGGCUCCAUUGAGUAGAACAUGGCUGGCUGGAAAAGAUGAAUGAGUGAAUAAAUGAAUGAGUUGAGUGAAUGGAUAGAUGGAUGAUGCAGGACCAUACAGUGAAGGACGGGCAGUCUUUUGGCCAGCCAGGGACUGUGCCUCGAGUCAAGAAAGUGUGCCAAUGUAGCCAACCCCAAGAUCAGGCCAGGAGCACCUGAAGAUCAACCCAAGCACACACAAAGAAACACACAUGCACCUGCUUUACACUGCGUCUUCAGUCCCUGCUGCUCUGCUGUUCGCUCCCCUGCUUCCCUCACCGCCACAGCUACACAGACAAUCCUGCCAAUGAGGGAGCAGCCGCCCCACCAGAGGACAAGAGACUUGAACGCUCCAAAGGCUUCUGGCCAGUUGGGACUGAGUUUGUCGCAGUGGACACUUGAGCUUUUUGAACUGGAAAUGCACUUAUGUAUAAAAGCUGAAGAACUACCUGGUGGUACUGUGUUGCAACAAAGAACUGUUCAAAUUAGGGAAGAACUUAGAAAAUGCACAUUUUUGGAAAGAAUUAAGGAAAUGUUUUAUUUGGAAAUAGAAAAUUUGAGAAUAAGAAUUUUAAAAGGUGCUUCAGCCUUGUAUUGUACAUAAUAUGAAAACUUAAAAGAAUUUUGUAUGUUUUUAUUACUUUAAUCAUUUUUCUUUUAAAAGAAAAAAAGCCUGCCAUUUUUAUAUGUUUAUGCUUUUUUGGGGUCGGAAAAGAAAGCCUUGCUUUUAGUGUUUGUACUGCUGCUGGCCAGAACAGCUCAUUUUGAGACAUUUAUCAGAGUAAGAGGACAAAACAGGAAAACACACUCCGCCUUUUACUCCCUCCCAACCCAUCCACAGCCACCGCAUAUGGCAUCUGGAAUCAGCAAUGUUCACCCAGAGGUCCUGAAACACAGAUUCUGCCCCCUCACCCUCUGCCAUCACAGUAACACGUGUCUCUGUGUGAAUGCCUAUUUGAAAAACCCUCUGCUCAGAUUCACCACGCCUGGCAUGAAAGGUUUGCUCAUUAUUAUGCAGAAACCAGAUGAAUUCCACAGUGACUUUUUUUUUUUUGUAUUGUGUUUAUUUACUUUGACAUACUUGAGAUGAUUCUUUUGUAAAGACAUGAAGAGUCUAUUAAGCAGCCAGAUGAUGGAUCUGGUUCUUGAUGCUUCAUCCUCCAUUGGACCUGUCACUUGACUUUUUUCUCUUUUUGAAAUGGACUAUAACAAUAUGAAGGUUUGCAUGAUGUUACGCCUUACAUGCUCAAGCCCGUUUUAGCAGCCAUUAGAGGAGACGGUGCCAAAAUGAAAAACUGCAGCAUUUGGAUUUUUAAUUGAGAUUAUGUUGCAAUAAGACAGCCAAAAAUUCACACCAGAACGGCCAUCUUCCUCUGCUGAAACCCAAUUUGAAGACUAGCAUUAAACAAAGUUGCCAACAUUUUACAAAUCACACAAAUUGAAUGCUCAAACUGAGCAUUUCUAAGAAGCUAUUAAUCAGUAGAAGUUUCAUUUACCUGGCCUCAUACGUGUUUACAAUCUCUGCCUGCCCUUCAUCCUCCUCUUCAGAUCUGUAAGACACCAUUUUUACACUGAUAGUCUACCCUGUAGCUCAUGUUGCCUCAGCUUCAAGGUGGUAUUUGCAUUUGGAGACUUCCCCAAAAGCGCUCUAAAAGAUGUAUAGCAUGGUUAAAUGAGAGGGUUUUACCCUGAUUGCACAGGGUUUGGUGGAAUGGUUCAUGUGAACAUGUGGGAGAUUUCAAAGAAGUUAAAUUAAAGCUAAUUGACUUUGAAAAUGUGCAUAAAGUUUCUUUAUGGAAAAAAACUGAAGCACAACCAGCCCUACAAACAGUUCAGUGAUUACAAGUGCCUCAGAGAUUUGGGAAUGACUGUAGUCUACAUGUUGGGAUAGUCUACACUUAGCAUCAGUGAUCAGGGACUUAGCAUUUUCAAGUGUCUAAUGUAUGUCUCACACCUUUUGAAUAUGUGCAUGUCCAGAACCCACACAGAGCUCCUUUUAUCUGAAAGCAUCUCCCAGAUUCAAUUCACUAGGCCCAAACCAGUUCAGACGAUCAGGUGUAUCCAGAGCGUAGUCUGUCAUUCUUACAGAGCAGAAUUAGUGCAGCCUGUCAGUUAAUGAGGGGGUCCGCAUGCUGAGGUAAGCUGCCAACAACCAGAGGUGGGAGGUCCAGUACAGCAAGCCCCUUAACUCUGCCUCCCUGUGUCUCUCCAGCCCACGCACGCUCAUGCAAUAGCCCCAUUACUCAGUGGAGGAUGUCUAGAUGCUGUGAAAUCCUGUUUUUAAAAUGUACUUGUUUGAAUUCAUUGUAAUGUAAUAUAUUCUUUGUUGAAUGUAGUAAUUAGGUAUUUAUGAAUAUAUGGCUGUGAUUUCAGACAAAAAAGAAAUAAAAUAUUUCAAAAAUGUAAA